This is a messenger RNA of Oncorhynchus kisutch (coho salmon), 9086 nucleotides long. It is a transcript of the gene lrp13b, whose product is annotated as low-density lipoprotein receptor-related protein 2. The transcript is spliced from 45 exons. The record is from RefSeq and is a predicted model, not a curated record. Bases 55 to 9039 code for a protein of 2994 amino acids. Gene Ontology annotation, molecular function: calcium ion binding; hormone binding; protein binding. Gene Ontology annotation, biological process: receptor-mediated endocytosis. Gene Ontology annotation, cellular component: plasma membrane; signaling receptor complex; apical plasma membrane. Lineage: Eukaryota; Metazoa; Chordata; Actinopteri; Salmoniformes; Salmonidae.
GACUAUCCCUGUAAGGCUGGUACUGUUUGGGCCUAACAAGCUUCAUGGUCGGUCAUGGAACUGCUGCAGUUCACAUGUCUGCUUUUACUUAUCAGCUUGAAAUGUUUGACAGGUUUUGGCCAGCAGUGUGGGGGUAACCAGUGGCAGUGUGAUGAUGGAGCUUGUCUGCCUCUUUCCUGGCACUGCGAUGGAAAUGGCGACUGUAUGGAUGGCUCUGAUGAAAUGGCCUGCCCCUGUCCUAGGGGCCAGGUUGCCUGCAUGGCCGGGGCUCCUGGUUGUGUAAGUACCUCUGCAGUAUGUGAUGGGCUGCGCCAGUGUUCUGAUGGGUCUGAUGAGUUUAACUGCCCAGAGAACCAGGGCUGUCUGCAGGGGGACUGGAGGUGUAGGAAUAAGAUCUGCAUCCCCAAGGACCUAUACUGUAACGGUGCUAACGACUGUGUGGACAACUCUGAUGAGGCCUGUGGCCGGUGUGGUCCAAUGGCUGUGCGUUGUCCUGGAGGGGUGUGUCUGACUGAAGAUGAGAGAUGUGAUGGAAAAUUGCAGUGCUCUGAUGGCAGUGAUGAACCCUCUACCUGUGGGAGGACCUGUUCAGAAGAGAACGGUGGCUGCAGUCACUCCUGUGUGGAUAAGCCCUGGGGAGCCCUCUGCUCCUGUCCUAAAGGCCAUAGGCUAUCUGCUCAUGGAGCCUCCUGUCUGGAUGUGGAUGAAUGCGCUCUGCCUUACGGUCCAUGCAUGCACUUCUGUGUCAACACACCCGGGUCCUUCUACUGCCACUGCCGAGAUGGCUUCCAGCUUCAAGGAACCACCUACUGCUAUGCUAAAGGAAAUUAUACAAAGUUUCUGACUGCAACGAAGGGAACUAUCGGAUUCCUGAAUCUGAAGACUCUGAGAUUCGAGUCCAUUCAGAGUAUUGGCUAUGAUCCUCUGGCCUUGGCCUUUGACCUCUCCAGGAGCUCAUUCUACUGGGCUGAUGACCAGGGGAACAUCUACAAGGCUAAGGAGCAGCAGCGCAGGAUCCUUUAUCAUGGACAAUAUGGGGUUAGAAGUCUAGUCUGUGAUUGGCUGACAGGCCAGCUGUACUGGACCAACCAGAAGACCCGGUCUAUUCAUGUUGGGGCAGCUGAUGGGAGUGGAUUUGCAACGGUCUUGGCCAAGAACAUAGACCCGUUGGAGCUGGUCCUUCUUCCCAUUGAAAGCUUGUUGUUUUGGAUCAACAAAGGUCCAGGUGAUAAAAUUACUCUGGAGAGAUCUGGGAUGGAUGGGUUAAAGCAGGAAUCUCUGGUGGUCCUCACUGCACAGGCUCCACGGAGUCUGACCCUGGAUGUUACAGCUCGGAGGCUGUACUGGAUGAGUGAUUUUAAAAAGUCCAUAGAGACUGUGCGAGUGGAUGGGAGUGGUCGCUACAGCUUUCUGGAGUUCUUUAAGAGGAGACCAGCUCAGAGCCUGGCGGUGUUUGACAGGUGGUUCUACUGGACAGAUCAGAAGGGUCUGUGGCUCUCCCCUCAGGACCGACCUAAUCAGAAGACCUUUAUUCAGAGGACAACACUCCCUAUCCUAGAGGCAUACCAUGAACAACAGCAGCCAAAAGCUCCAUCAGCCUGUCUAAAGUCUGGCUGCCAGCUCUGCAUGCUGACUCUGGACCUGCCUGCUGGGUUCACCUGUACCUGUCCUGAUGAUAAACUGCUCAUGGCAGAUGGCUCAUGUGAAUAUCCCAGGUUUGCUUAUGCAACAUCCACAACACUGAACCUGUUUGAGUUGAAAGGGAAGGAGCUGAUCAAGACAAAACUGCUGACUACAGAUGAUGUCAUGGAGUCUUUUGACAUCGACUGGAGGGGGGACUGGGUCUACUGGGCGAACAGCACUGGUCAUGUGAUGCGCUGGAACCUCAAUACCGGCCAAACAGAGACUGUCCCUACGCUGAGACCAGCCUGCGUGGUGGCAGUAGACCAGAAGAUGAGAAAUCUGUACUGGCUGUCAUGUGAUGAAGUCUGUGUUGGCGUCACUAACAUGGAUCAGGGUUACCCACGGAGACUGUACCAGUCAGGCAGUGAGGUAAGAGAUGUUUAUCUGGACUGGCAGCGGGGGAGGCUGUACUUGCUGGAGGCUGGCUGGAUCCUAUCCAUGAGACUGCCAGGAGGAAACCCUAGGAAAGUCCUGAGAGUGGAGGGACACAUCGCUGGGCGCAUUGUUUUGGACCUACAAUCUAACACACUGCUCUGGAACACAGAGGGGGACGAUCUGAAGAUCAUGAGUCUGUUGAAGUCCCAGACUCACCUGGCAGGCAGAGAGUGGAAUGUCCCUGGUUCCAUCAUGGCCGCUCACUCUCCGCUCCUGGUGUCGCUGUUUAACGAUGUCAUCACUGUGUGGGACCGGCGGGACAGGAGGCGUGUCCACGAUGUCCCUGUCGGACCAGGCGUUGUCAGGGUGAUCGUGGCUCUGGAUGUAAAGGACGUGCCUCCUGCUCAGCCAGUCUGUACCAGUCCAUCAGUGAUGUGUCGGGGCUCAACUUUGUGCAUCUCCCAAACUCAGCUGUGUGACACAUUGAGAGACUGCCCUGAUGGUUUUGAUGAGGAGUCCUGCAUUACUAAAUGUCCAAACCGAGGUGAGUUCCGGUGUAAGGACAGGAGGAAAUGUAUUGAGAGGAGUCUGGUUUGUGAUGGACGCGCUCAUUGCCAUGAUGGCUCAGAUGAGAUUGGCUGUCCAACGAUAGCUGCUCCAACAUCCCAAACUGCACCCCUGAAGUGCCGUAUGGGUUCUAGACUGUGCAAGGAUGGGAGAGAGUGUGUCCUGUAUAGCCAUGUUUGUGAUGGCGAGGUGGACUGUAAGGAUGGAUCAGACGAACAGGACUGUGAGCUCCUCUGCAAAGCAGGUCAGUUCCAGUGUGCUCAUGGCAAGAAGUGUAUCGACCAGCAGCAGGUGUGUGAUGGGAAGGCACAGUGCCAGGACCGUUCUGAUGAAAUGGACUGCUUCAAGCCCACCAAGAGCUGCAGGCAUCGCUGUGACAAUGGCCACUGUAUCCCAGAAACCUUCCUCUGUGAUGGAGAGAGAGACUGUUCGGACGGCUCUGAUGAGGAAGGCUGUGAUUCUAACAAGGCCCUUCCUCCUAUCCUGCCAACAACUCUGGUUCAGACCUGUACUAGUCCAUCAGUGAUGUGUCGGGGCUCAACUUUGUGCAUCUCCCAAACUCAGCUGUGUGACACAUUGAGAGACUGCCCUGAUGGUUUUGAUGAGGAGUCCUGCAUUACUAAAUGUCCAAACCGAGGUGAGUUCCGGUGUAAGGACAGGAGGAAAUGUAUUGAGAGGAGUCUGGUUUGUGAUGGACGCGCUCAUUGCCAUGAUGGCUCAGAUGAGAUUGGCUGUCCAACGAUAGCUGCUCCAACAUCCCAAACUGCGCCCCUGAAGUGCCGUAUGGGUUCCAGACUGUGCAAGGAUGGGAGAGAGUGUGUCCUGCAUAGCCAUGUUUGUGAUGGAGAGGUGGACUGUAAGGAUGGAUCAGAUGAACAGGACUGUGGUGAAUCUCCAGUUCCACUUACUACAGCUUAUUUGGCUCCAACUACAACCAUUCCAGAUAUUCUUCCUGCUCAGCCAGUCUGUACCAGUCCAUCAGUGAGGUGUCGGGGCUCAACUUUGUGCAUCUCCCAAACUCAGCUGUGUGACACAUUGAAAGACUGCCCUGAUGGUUUUGAUGAGGAGUCCUGCAUUACUAAAUGUCCAAACCGAGGUGAGUUCCGGUGUAAGGACAGGAGGAAAUGUAUUGAGAGGAGUCUGGUUUGUGAUGGACGCGCUCAUUGCCAUGAUGGCUCAGAUGAGAUUGGCUGUCCAACGAUAGCUGCUCCAACAUCCCAAACUGCGCCCCUGAAGUGCCGUAUGGGUUCCAGACUGUGCAAGGAUGGGAGAGAGUGUGUCCUGCAUAGCCAUGUUUGUGAUGGAGAGGUGGACUGUAAGGAUGGAUCAGAUGAACAGGACUGUGGUGAAUCUCCAGUUCCACUUACUACAGCUUAUUUGGCUCCAACUACAACCAUUCCAGAUAUUCUUCCUGCUCAGCCAGUCUGUACCAGUCCAUCAGUGAGGUGUCGGGGCUCAACUUUGUGCAUCUCCCAAACUCAGCUGUGUGACACAUUGAAAGACUGCCCUGAUGGUUUUGAUGAGGAGUCCUGCAUUACUAAAUGUCCAAACCGAGGUGAGUUCCGGUGUAAGGACAGGAGGAAAUGUAUUGAGAGGAGUCUGGUUUGUGAUGGACGCGCUCAUUGCCAUGAUGGCUCAGAUGAGAUUGGCUGUCCAACGAUAGCUGCUCCAACAUCCCAAACUGCGCCCCUGAAGUGCCGUAUGGGUUCCAGACUGUGCAAGGAUGGGAGAGAGUGUGUCCUGCAUAGCCAUGUUUGUGAUGGAGAGGUGGACUGUAAGGAUGGAUCAGAUGAACAGGACUGUGGUGAAUCUCCAGUUCCACUUACUACAGCUUAUUUGGCUCCAACUACAACCAUUCCAGAUAUUCUUCCUGCUCAGCCAGUCUGUACCAGUCCAUCAGUGAGGUGUCGGGGCUCAACUUUGUGCAUCUCCCAAACUCAGCUGUGUGACACAUUGAAAGACUGCCCUGAUGGUUUUGAUGAGGAGUCCUGCAUUACUAAAUGUCCAAACCGAGGUGAGUUCCGGUGUAAGGACAGGAGGAAAUGUAUUGAGAGGAGUCUGGUUUGUGAUGGACGCGCUCAUUGCCAUGAUGGCUCAGAUGAGAUUGGCUGUCCAACGAUAGCUGCUCCAACAUCCCAAACUGCGCCCCUGAAGUGCCGUAUGGGUUCCAGACUGUGCAAGGAUGGGAGAGAGUGUGUCCUGUAUAGCCAUGUUUGUGAUGGCGAGGUGGACUGUAAGGAUGGAUCAGACGAACAGGACUGUGAGCUCCUCUGCAAAGCAGGUCAGUUCCAGUGUGCUCAUGGCAAGAAGUGUAUCGACCAGCAGCAGGUGUGUGAUGGGAAGGCACAGUGCCAGGACCGUUCUGAUGAAAUGGACUGCUUCAAGCCCACCAAGAGCUGCAGGCAUCGCUGUGACAAUGGCCACUGUAUCCCAGAAACCUUCCUCUGUGAUGGAGAGAGAGACUGUUCGGACGGCUCUGAUGAGGAACGCUGUGAUUCUAACAAGGCCCUUCCUCCUGUCCUGCCAACUCUGGCUCAGACCUGUACCAGUCCAUCAGUGAUGUGUCGGGGCUCAACUUUGUGCAUCUCCCAAACUCAGCUGUGUGACACAUUGAGAGACUGCCCUGAUGGUUUUGACGAGGAGUCCUGCAUUACUAAAUGUCCAAACCGAGGUGAGUUCCGGUGUAAGGACAGGAGGAAAUGUAUUGAGAGGAGUCUGGUUUGUGAUGGACGCGCUCAUUGCCAUGAUGGCUCAGAUGAGAUUGGCUGUCCAACGAUAGCUGCUCCAACAUCCCAAACUGCACCCCUGAAGUGCCGUAUGGGUUCUAGACUGUGCAAGGAUGGGAGAGAGUGUGUCCUGUAUAGCCAUGUUUGUGAUGGCGAGGUGGACUGUAAGGAUGGAUCAGACGAACAGGACUGUGAGCUCCUCUGCAAAGCAGGUCAGUUCCAGUGUGCUCAUGGGAAGAAGUGUAUCGACCAGCAGCAGGUGUGUGAUGGGAAGGCCCAGUGCCAGGACCGUUCUGAUGAAAUGGACUGCUUCAAGCCCACCAAGAGCUGCAGUCAUCGCUGUGACAACAAUGGCCGCUGUAUCCCAGCAACCUUCAUUUGUGAUGGAGAGCGAGACUGUGUGGACGGCUCUGAUGAGGAAGACUGUGUGGCAAUUAUUUGUGGCCAGCAGCAGUAUCAGUGCAGUAAUGGUCAGUGUGUGUCUGAGGCUCUCCGUUGUGACGGCCAUGCUGACUGCGGAGACCAUUCUGACGAGGUGGGCUGUGCCAAACCCCCCCACUGUCCCCCGGAGCUCCGCUGCCCAAACAGCCACGAAUGUCUUGUGGAGGAAUGGCUGUGUGACGGGGAACAGGACUGCCAGGACGGUUCAGACGAGAUGAACUGUAAGGUGUCUCCAGUGACGUGUGGGGAGUUCCAGUGGAGCUGUGUCUCUAAGACCCAGUGUAUCCCUGCAACCUGGAGGUGUGAUGGACAGAAAGACUGUGAGGACUACAGUGACGAGGCCGGAUGUGACCAGUUGAAGUGCUCCAACCAGCUUUACCAGUGUGGUAGUGGAGAGUGUGUGGACCAUUCCCUGCUCUGUGACCAAAUCAUCAACUGUCCUGAUGGAUCUGACGAGGGGCACGGUUGUUCCACCAAUAACUGCUCCAGCCCUGGGACCCCCCAAUGUGACCAGCACUGUGUCAGCACCCCUUACGGACCGAGGUGCAUCUGUGCUGCAGGCUUCCGGCUCCAGGCUAACGGUUUGUCCUGUGUGGAUGUUGACGAGUGUAAUGAGGUCCUACCACCUGUCUGCAGCCACACCUGCCUUAACACCCGCAGCUCCUUCCUGUGCCGCUGUCACCAAGGAUAUCUGCUGGAACCAAAUGGUCACAGCUGCAAGACCCAAGAUGAGGCUCACCUGCUGGCAUCUGUUCAGAAUAAGCUGCUGGUGUUGGGGUUGCAUAGCUCCAGCCUUUCAUUGCUCUCCACUAGUCAGACACCUGUGUUCUGUGUGGAUUAUGACUGGAGAGACCAGAGGGUAUACUGGGUCAGUCUGGAGGAGGAGAGCAUCAAGUGGACGUCCAUCAACACCAAGAACACAGGCACUCUGGUCAAAGGUGUGAAGUCUGAGUCUAUAGCUGUGGACUGGGUUGGCAGGAACCUGUACUGGCUGGAUGGGCUGGCCAGUCAGAUUCUGGCUGUGAGGCUGGGCACAUCUACAGUAAAGUCUCAGAACUACAUAGUGGUUCUGGAUGAGGAUCUGGAGCAGCCUCGCUCACUACUGCUGCUGCCACACAAAGGGUUGAUGUAUUGGUCAGAGGUUGGUAGCAAUCCCCAGAUAGAGCGGUCAGGGAUGGAUGGCUCUGAGAGGAAGGUGGUGUUGACUCGUGGUCUCAGCUGGCCAGUCAGUCUCUCUGUGGACACUCUCACUGACCGAAUCUACUGGGCAGAUGAAAAACUGCAGUGCAUCGGCUCUGUGUCCCUGGAAGGACACAAUGUCAGGCUUCUGCAGCUGACUGAAAUGCCCAGUCCAUUCUCUGUAAUGGUUUUCAAUGACAUGGUAUACUGGUCUGACACCAAGAGGGGAACUAUUCAAGUAUCCCACAAGAACACGGGCAAGAACCGCAAAGUUUUACUCAAAAGACCUGGACAGCCUUUUGGCAUCAGGAUUAUGCACCCCCUCCGGCAGAUCAACGUGUCCAGCCCCUGUGAGCAGCUCCAGUGUUCCCACAUCUGUCUCUUGGCUCCAGGACUGUCUACAGGCCCCAGAGCUGGGUCUACGGGACCCAAAGCUGUGUGUAGAUGUGCAGCAGGGCUUCUCCUGGCUGGGGACGGCCUCACCUGCUCCACCCUUGUAGACACCACCUUCCUCUUGCUCCUCUCUCCUACUGCAGUUACACAGAUAUACCUUAGCACCAUCCAUAGUGGUGUGGGGUUGAAGCGGUUGCCUGAGCACAAUAUAUGGUCUCUGCCGUGGGUGUACCAGGCCUCGGGGCUGGAUUUGGCUGUACAGGAGAGGAAUUUAUACCUGGCUGAUGCUGCCCAGGGCUCAGUCAAUCUCCUGAAACUGAGUAGCUCAGGCCUGACACCAGACGGCAGAAUCCUGAAUCUCCAGGAUGAUAUAGUGAUGGCUCUGGCUGUGGACUGGGUCACACUUAACUUGUACUGGAGCAGCAGGAAGCAGCCUGACCUACAUGUCACCUCCACCAGGGGGCAGCACACCGCACCUCUACUCCAACUAGGCCUUCAGGGAACCACCUCCAUUGCCCUGCACCCCCCCACAGGACGCCUGUGCUUCACGGCCUUGGGCCAGGUGAAUGUGAGGAGCCUGCCGCACGUGGACUGUGCCUUCAUGGAUGGACGUAGUCAGAAGCUGCUCUGGAGGAAGGCUGUGAUGCCAACCUCCCUUCUGUUCUCCAACAACGGCACUCGGCUGUAUUGGGCUGACAUAGGUGCUGGAGUGAUCGACUCCAUUCUUCUGGAUGGUUCUAGAUAUAAACAGUUUAAAGCAGAUCCCGGCCUCAUGUCCUUCACACUGGCUGAGAACUUGCUCCUGUGGAGCAGCCUGGAUAAAGAUGUGACUAGAAUCUGGUUCAGUGAUGGAUUUCAGCCCAAGCAGCUGUGGUUUGAGGUCAAUACCAAUGUAGUGGCACUGAGGGUUUACAGCAAGACCAGUCAGAAAGGAACGAACAGCUGCUCAGAGCGAAACGGAGGCUGCAGUCAGCUGUGCCUGGCCUACCCAGGGGGGCGUAGCUGCCGAUGUGGACGUGGUUACCAACCUGUCGACACCAAAACGUGUAGCCCCUUCCCCUCCCUCCAGUGUCCAGAAGGCAGCAGGGCCUGUAGCGACGGCAGCAGGUGCCUCCCCCUCAAUAAGUUCUGUAACCACCAAACCGACUGCCUCGACCAUUCAGACGAGAUCAAAUGUUGGUCUGGAGUGAAGCCCCAAGAUGUCAGCCAUAGUAAACCUUCCCCGGGGCAUGCUGGGAACACCGUCCCCCCUAGCCAGGACUGGUCUGGGAGGACCACCACCGGGGGGGUAGAGGUGCAGAAGCUGGACUCUGAGUCAUGUGAUGCCCAGCAGUGUAAUAGACAUGGGAAAUGUGUGACAAGGGGUGGAGAAACCACCUGCCAGUGUGUUCUGGGAUACCAUGGUGUGUUCUGUGAGGAGGGUGAGGGUCCAGGGGUCAGUAAUGCCCCCCUCACUUUGGGCAUCCUCAGCCUCAUUGGUGGAGUCCUCAUCGCUGCUGUCAUCAUCAGGAAGAGCAGAGCAAGAGCUGCAGCUCGGGGCCAGUCCACAGACAAGGAGACUCUGAUGACCAAUAUGGAUGAACAGACAGUCUACGCUGUGUCUUUCAACAACGAUCUGUAUGAUCCUGACCAGGAAUUGAUCUCGUCUGCUGAUGGGACAUCUCAACAUCUGUAAAUGUUGUCUUUUCUCUUCUACUCUGAAAUAAAGUCUAGGAUGUUGAA